AUGCCUCUGCCCGUGUGGAAAAGGCCAGGCGUUGCAUACAAUGUAGGCGACGUGGUGACCUUGUAUCCAUACGAGCCCGUCCGCCCCCAUGGCCUGGGGCAGUACUACAGCAACCCCCUCCCGAAGGAUCACGGCUACGGAGAACUGCGCAACUUCGUUAAGACCGACCGCCGUCAUCACGCCAAGGUCAAGAUCACGGAGGCCAUCAAAUACGGCGAGAACCGAAAAUCUCAGAUUUUCGCCUGUCAAGUUGUCGAAUUCCCGCCCGAAGAACGCCCCAAGUUCUACCAGGAACCCCUCAGCAUCGUCGACCCCAACACCAAGCAACGGGAGCCCCUGACCCGACGACUUGUCGCCAAAGCGAUCGACUAUGGCUACUUUCCGAGUAGCUUCGGUGGCCCUUACAGCAGCGCACAGAACGCUGAUGGCAUUCUCAGCCGUAUUCACGCAGCCUACGCUUACUUUCGCUACAACAAGAGGACGGGUUACCCACACACCAUGCCGCAAUUCUACGGUGGCUGGGCUAUGAAGGUCAACGGUGGAACAGAUUACGCGGGCAACGAUCACAUCAGGCUCGUCGGCUUAAUUCUCAUCGAGCACAUUCAUGGCUACUCCAUUGAGGAACUGUGUUAUCGCGAUGGUGGUGAUGAUGGUGUUGAUACCGAAUACCUUGGGAAGCUCAUCCCACCUCCCGGUCCUGUGGGCUUCCGUGGGAACGAUAAUCAACUGAGACAUAUCACCUUUGACCUGGAGAAGCGGCAGCUUGUCAUACAGAUGAUGCUUCACGGUCUCGCUGCGGGCUUCCAAAUUGGGGUUGAACAUCACCACUGUCAACCGUGGAACGUUUUCAUCACUAUGAAGGAUGGAGAGACAGAUCUGGACGAGCUGCGAGUCGUUUUCUUGGACCAUAGCCAUACCCAGGUGUGGCACGAGACCAAGUUUGCCGAAAAUUAUGGCCGAAUUUACUGCUUACAGAAGCUCCCCCACACACCUCAUCCUUUCCUGAGAUGCGACAUCGAUGCCAUUCCAGAGUUUCAUGGCUGGUGGCCUCCAGCCUUCGGUGAUUACAUCGAGGCCAUCCCAGAAACGAAGAACGAUGAGUGGAGGUACAAGGUGUUCGAUGCGUGGCUGAAGAAGGUUUUCGGGCCAGUGGCAGAGGCUCCAUUUGUUCGCAAGCGACUUUCGCCCUAUGAUACCAAGCAAUUGGACAUCAAGCAACUAGAUCCCAAGCGACCAUACGCGAACAAGACGUAUUCGACCUUCGAGCUACUAGACUACAUCGACGAGACGGAACAAGCGGUGCAAGCUAUUUUUCGACUUAUAGAUGACUACCCGGAAGGCGAGCGUAACUUGGAGGGGGAGAAGUUGGCCAAAAAGGCAAUCAUCAAGGGGUUGCGGUCUUACGCUGUCAACGGCUUCCAGCAUCCCACGUCGCAGUACGAAUUACCGAUGGCAUAUAAGCUCAGCCAACCGACUGCCGCAGCUGGAGAAAGCGAAGUCUCAAACGAGAUCAGCCCACCGUCCACCGCAGCUGGAAAACGCAAAGUCUCGAACGAGCUCAGCCCACCUUCCAGCACAGCUGGAAAACGCAAAGUUUCGAACCUCAUUGCCAAGUUUGAAUCCCAGUCUACCGAUGUGUCGACCAUCUCUCAGAACCCCGGACGAACACCUAGGGGAUUUGUCAGUCGAGUGCCUCGCCCGAUUUCGACACAGAUCACAACUCCCCGCACAGUCAGUCCUGUUCCGACGCCUGUCACUCUCACCAGACCAUCUUUCAACGUCCCGUCUCGUGUCUUCCCAUCUCGCAACACCCCGCCCCUUCCCAGCUCCAGUCGCAGUGCCACACCAGGCGACGAGAACCGCCCCCCUCGGAGUCACCCUCCGAGUCGUGAGAGUAUCAGAAGCCAGACUGGCGAAGCCCUCCAGCCCCUUUCUCGAACUCAAGGUCAAAGAACCGAACGUACAACUCUCGGCACAAUGGGCACCACGGGCACCACGGGUAUCGCAAACAAGCCAGGCCCGGACACGACUCCGGGAAUUCGGCGUCCUAAUCGUCCAUCAUCUAUCAGAAUACCGCCUUCCGACUCCAUUGACCUGCCCAAGUCAGCGGACUCCGCUAGAGCGCCCUUGGCCGAGAUAGCCCUACACCGACUACUCCCAGAGCCAGGCGAGGCGCAGACCUUCAGCAACAGUCAAGCACUUCAUCUCCAGGGCACAGACACAAUCGCCAGCAAUCAAGCUCUUCAACCCGAGGGCGCGGACAUAGUCGCCAGCAAUCAAGCUCUUCGGCCCAGGGACCUGGACACAGUCGCCAGCAAUCAACCUCUUCAGCCCAAGGACCUGGACACAGUCGCCAGCAAUCAACCUCUUCGGCCCGAGGACGCGGACACAAUCGCCAGCAGUCAAGCUCUUCAGCCCGAGGACCUGGACACAGUCGCCAGCAAUCAAGCUCUUCGGCCCGAGGGGACUCCAUCACGUUGCCCUUGCGCAGGAGGGAGAACCGUCCCUCCCAGGGCCCAACGACUCCCACAGCUUCGGCUCAACAGUUUCCAGGUCAGGAGAACAGACCUACGUCAUCGUCUCAAGAGGAGAUGGAUCUUGAUGAUGAACGUGGCCAUGGCUAUUGAAGCCUGCUUCCGGGCGAAGAGGAGGUGA
This is a messenger RNA of Colletotrichum siamense, 2655 nucleotides long. RefSeq lists its product as uncharacterized. NCBI's taxonomy places the organism in Eukaryota, Fungi, Ascomycota, Sordariomycetes, Glomerellales, Glomerellaceae. The coding region runs from base 1 to 2655 and encodes 884 amino acids. The record is from RefSeq and is a predicted model, not a curated record. The transcript is spliced from 2 exons.